UUCCAGCCGCGCGAUGAAUAUUCUCAGUUCGAAUCUUGACUCCGCCGACCUUGCCUCGUAAUCGCCGUCGCCAAAAACCCGCUUAUUUCUAGAGCGGAUAAGCACCCUCUCCACUUGUUGAUAGACAACAGCCGAUGACAAUUGGCAACCAUCUGAGCCAUUUGACACUUUAGCUGUCUAUCGCCGCUUCUGCAGUUUCCAGAUCUAGAAUUCAUCAAGUGCCCCGUCCAUCGCGUAGUUAGCUGCUGCGAGUGACUAUUCUGCUGCUCGAGGCUGGUGUAAAGCGCGUAAUUAUAGUGAAAGGACAAAGCAGAGCCCAAAGAUGGUGCAAGCCUGGUACAUGGACAAUGACGAGACGACAGACCAACGACUGGAACAUCAUUUGAAUCCGCCGCAACACCUCACGAUGGAAGAAGUCUACAAGAAAACGGGAGUUGAGUAUUUCAAGCUUAAUCCGCGUACCUUUGAAACUGAUGGAAUUUUGGAAAAAAUACGCUCGAAUAGAGGAUAUUCCUAUGAAGAUGAGAUGACAUGUUCCAAAGAGUGCCUUCCGGAUUACGACACAAAAAUCAAACAAUUUUUUGCUGAACAUCUUCAUACUGACGAAGAAAUACGAUUCGUUGUUGAUGGAUCUGGAUACUUUGAUGCUCGAGAUUCUGAUGACAAAUGGAUUAGAAUUCACGUUACUCCUGGCGAUAUGAUUGUGCUUCCCGCUGGCAUAUAUCAUCGCUUUACAUUGGACACAAACAACUACAUCAAAGCGAAACGAUACUUCAUUGGCGAACCAGUUUGGCAACCAUACAAUAGACCUGCGGACGAUAUGGAGUGCAGGAAGGACUAUAUCGAACGUCUCUCCGAGGGAUUUAAAUGAGGAAUGAUAUAAGGCAUCUAAAACUACAUCAACAUUGUGCAUCGAAAAGUGGCUGUAAUUGGAAAUUUUGUUAUAUCGACUAACGUCCUUAAUAUACACAAUUAUGCAUAUCUAAAUUCGCACUAAUAAAGUUCGGACGCUUAUUAUUUUAGGACAAGGA
Hermetia illucens (black soldier fly) is the source of this 1031-nucleotide messenger RNA. RefSeq names its product 1,2-dihydroxy-3-keto-5-methylthiopentene dioxygenase (gene Adi1). The transcript is spliced from 5 exons. Bases 323 to 871 code for a protein of 182 amino acids. Lineage: Eukaryota; Metazoa; Arthropoda; Insecta; Diptera; Stratiomyidae. Gene Ontology annotation, molecular function: acireductone dioxygenase [iron(II)-requiring] activity. The record is from RefSeq and is a predicted model, not a curated record.